This is a messenger RNA of Periconia digitata, 1057 nucleotides long. Lineage: Eukaryota; Fungi; Ascomycota; Dothideomycetes; Pleosporales; Periconiaceae. The record is from the annotation of a GenBank genome assembly.
UAACUACUACAUCCACAUUCACAUCCACAUACGCAAAAUGUCUCUUCCUACAGCUCCCAUGGGCAAGAACGGCCCGCAAGUCAACCGCCUCGGGUUCGGUCUCAUGGGUCUCUCAGCCUUUUACGGCGCGCCCAAGCCUGACGAGGAACGCUUCGCCGUUCUCGACGCUGCUUACGAGAAAGGCGAACGAAACUGGGACACAUCUGAUUUGUAUGGCGAUUCUGAAGUCUUGCUCGGCAAAUGGUUCAAGGCCAAUCCCGGAAAACGCGAAAACAUCUUCCUUGCGACCAAGUUCGCGGCUGUAACGCACCCUGACGGGACGUACACGACCGAUUCCAGCCCCGAGUAUGCUAAGCAGGCGUGCGCAAAGAGUCUGGAGAGGCUGGGUCUGCCAAACAUCGAUCUGUACUACAUCCACAGGUUGGAUCAGAAAACACCCAUUGAGAAGACUAUGCAAGCUAUGGUUGAGAUGAAAAACGAGGGCAAGUUCAAGUAUAUUGGCAUGUCAGAGUGCUCGGCAAAGUCCAUCCGACGUGCCCAUGCCGUUCACCCUGUCACGGCCGUCCAGGUGGAAUACAGCCCUUUCUCGUUGGAAAUUGAGUCGGACCAGAUCAACGUCCUAAGCACCUGCCGUGAACUCGGCGUCGCCAUUGUAGCCUACUCGCCUCUCGGGCGUGGUUUGAUCUCCGGGCAGUACACUUCGCCCGAUGAUUUUGAGGACAGCGACAUUCGCAAGUGGCUGCCUCGCUUCAGCAAGGAAAACUUCCCAAAGAACUUGGAGCUUGUCAAACAAAUGAACGAGGUGGCGAAGAGAAAGAACAUUACCCCCAGUCAGUUGGCCUUGGCUUGGUUGCUUGCGCAGGGUGAUGACAUCUUCCCUAUCCCCGGUACCCAGAGGAUUGGAAGACUCGAGGAAAAUAUUGGUGGAGCUACUGUUCAGCUGACGAAAGAAGAAGAGCAAGAGAUCCGGAAGGCGGUAGAGGCGGCAGAAGUGGUAGGUCCCAGAUAUCCCGAUUUCAUCAUGGGUACCUGCUAUGCUGAUACGCCGGAGCUUUAA